Aspergillus affinis is the source of this 2079-nucleotide messenger RNA. Its product is annotated as dipeptidyl peptidase III. The transcript has 8 exons. Gene Ontology annotation, cellular component: cytoplasm. Bases 1 to 2079 code for a protein of 692 amino acids. NCBI's taxonomy places the organism in Eukaryota, Fungi, Ascomycota, Eurotiomycetes, Eurotiales, Aspergillaceae. Gene Ontology annotation, molecular function: metalloexopeptidase activity; dipeptidyl-peptidase activity. Gene Ontology annotation, biological process: proteolysis. The record is from RefSeq and is a predicted model, not a curated record.
AUGGCCGCACCCCAGAUCUACACACUAUCGGUUGCGGCCGCCUUCCACGGGUUGGACCGCCAGCAUCAGCUGUAUGCCCAUCACAUGGCCAAGGCUGCAUGGAGUGGUACUAGAAUCAUCCUUCGGCAGGUGUCCCCCGAAGCCAAUGAUAUAUUCGAUUUCAUCAUGGCUCUGCAUCGAGACUGUGAUGGUGUUUGGGAACAGAUAACGGAGAGAGGCUCCGUGCAGCCGCAUGAGUUGGAGAACUUUCUCGAUUAUGCGGCAAUGUUUCUAUCCAACGUUGGAAACUACUUUGGCUCCGGUGAUCAAAAGUUCACACCGGAUAUUAAGACAGAUUGUCUUGACAGGCUAGCUUCCUUCUCCCCGUACGCCAGCGAACUGUUACCAAGGGUCAAAGCCCCAAUGCUGGCCAAAGUGCCUAGUAGCCUUGGCCCCCCUGGAAAGCUCACCCAGUCAACAUACUACCUGGGAGAUGACGUCUUAGGAUCUUCAGACGAUAUCGCUGCUAUCUCCAAAUUCAUGGAAGACGCGGAUAUUCUGCCUGAGAACACACGAUUAAGAAGAAACGGAGAUACAGAUGAAUUCGCCUAUGAUAUUCUCCAGGCAUCUACUGUAGAAGCCAGAUAUGCUUUGCAGGGGAGUGAAUUACUCCCCAGUGUGGGUCGGAGCAUUAGACUGGUAAAAGGUGACCACAGAGACGAGUUGAGUCAAAUUUGUAACUGUCUUCAACAAGCCAAAGAAUUCGCAUCGAAUCAGGCACAGCAAGCUAUGCUGGAAGCUCUGAUAGCGAGUUUUGAAUCUGGUAAGCUACAGACAUAUAAAGACGCCCAAGAAAUCUGGGUAAAGGACAAAGCCCCACCCGUGGAGACCGUGCUUGGGUUUGUUGAGCCAUACAGAGACCCACUGGGAGUGCGUGCCGAGUAUGAAGGAAUUGUAGGGAUUCCCGACCCAGCAGAGACAAGAAUACUUGCUGGACUUGCAAGUAAGGCCGACGCAUUCGUCUACAAACUGCCUUGGGUAGACCAGAACGAAAGGAAGGGUGCUUUUGAGAAAGAUCUCUUUGAACCUCCCGACUUUUCCAGCAUUCAGAGCCUUGCUUAUAAUUCCAGUAUCAUCUUCCCUAUCAUCUUCCCCGGAAUAAAUCUUCCGAACUACAAUGACAUUCGCCAAAAGGUCGGUUACAAGAACAUUAUUUUCUCGAACCGCAUGGUUGCAGAGCGUGUCCGUGCCAGAGGGCUGCAUAUGGUAGACGAGUCCGAGCAAGACACGUUCAAGAAUCAUCGAUUUCAUUCCUACUAUAUCUGGGUCGUGCUGCAUGAGAUACUCGGACAUGGUACGGGUCGCUUUCUCACAGAGGACCCAGCAGGCAAUUUCAAUUUUGAUCCCAACAAUCCGCCACUCAAUCCUCUUACACAGCAGCCUGUCGGUUGUUGGUAUCGUCCCGGCCAAACAUGGACCGGGGUAUUCCAGGAUCUUUCAACUACCGUCGAUGAAUGUAGAGCAGAGCUUGUGGGGGCCUACUUGAUGGAUGAGCCUGAGAUUCUGGAGGUCUUCGGGUAUACGGCAAACAGUGAGGUCAAGCCUGAUAAUGUCAUCUACAACAUGUAUUUGCAGCUAGGAGUGGACGGACUCCGAGGCCUGGAAAACUAUGAUCCCAUCACCAAGAAAUGGGGCCAGGCACACAGUCGAGCUCAUUAUGCAAUCUUCCGACACCUCCUCCGAGAUAGCGACGGGUUGUUCACAGUCGUAUGUGACACUGGGAGAAAGAAAUUGACAGUUAAAAUAGACGGGUCGAACGUCAUUCGAAAGGGUAAGCCGUCUUUGGGCCGAAUGCUCAUGAGUCUGCAUGUCUAUCGCUGCACUGCAGACAUCAAGAAUUGUCGAGCCUUGUACGAGGACCUUUCCAACGUUGACGAGGAGGCGUUGAAAUGGAGGGAUGUUGUUAUCUCCAGGAAGGAUCCUCCUCUUGCAUUCUGUCAAGCGAAUACUUUCCUAGACGGGGGCAUUGUAACAAUCAAGGAAUAUGAGCCCACAGCGCGCGGUGUAAUUCAGAGUUGGGCUGAGAGGGGGAUACUUUGA